Molecule: messenger RNA, 1515 nt
Organism: Hylaeus anthracinus
Lineage: Eukaryota; Metazoa; Arthropoda; Insecta; Hymenoptera; Colletidae
Product: zinc finger HIT domain-containing protein 2
Exons: 5
Coding region: 93-1226 (377 amino acids)
Source: RefSeq, a predicted model, not a curated record
AAGGUCUCGCGCGAAUAAAAUUGAUUAAAUUCCUACACUAACAUAAAAAUUGUAUCGAUUAUUAAGAUUUCUCAAAUAUAUUUAAUAAAAACAUGGACAGUCCAGGAUCAAGCACGACAAAUACGGAUAAUCUUUGCAAAUUAUGCAAUACGCGUGCUAGAAAAUACGUCUGUCCACGAUGUGGAGUAGGAUAUUGUAAUAUCGACUGUUACAAGUCUGAAGUUCACUUAGAAUGUUCGGAAAGUUUUUAUCAGCAAUGCGUGGAAGAAGAAUUAAAAUCUUACGAGAAUGACCCAGAAGACAGAAAGAAAAUGGUUGAAAUUCUCAAGAGAGUACACCAGCAAACUUUGGAAAACGUUGAUUUAGAAACUGAUGAUAUACGCGAUGAGGAGGAAGUAGAACCAGAAGAACAGUUAGACUCAGAUGAUGAGGAAGAUGUGCCAGACUUAGAAAAUCGAUUACGAAAUGUGAACUUAAAUAAUGCAGACGAAGUGUGGUCUGCUCUAACCGAUGCUGAAAGACAAGAAUUCGAAGCAUUAGUAAAGAAUGGUGAAAUAGAAAAGUUGCUACCUGAUUGGAUUCCAUGGUGGACUUAUCACAUUAAAAAGAAAUUGGUACAAGAAAUAGACCAAGAAGAUGACGAACAAAGAAUACAAGUCCCUCCUUUGAUAGAUGUUCCAAUAUUUAAUGAGUUACAAAAAGCCUCUCCGAAUGUUCAUUUUAAUCUAAUAAACGUGGUCUAUGCAUACGCGUACAUAGCAAAUUACUACAAUGGCGAUUAUUUAAACUGUCCUAUAGAAGCUACAGUCGUUUUUCUCGAUCUCUCCGAUAAUAUGAAACAAAACAAAGUAUAUGAAAAUGCUGAAUCAGCAGUAGCUUCGGUUGUUUGCAAUAUUAUUAACUGCAAUUGGUUGCCCCAAGACGAACUAACCAUAUCAGCUUUCAAAGAAGCUGCAGAUAUGAUAAUGCAAGGACCCGAAGAAAACAACAAAUAUUUUUAUAUCGCUAUAGCCCUCUCUGAAUUGCACAGAUUAUUUACAGAAGCAAAAACCGAAAUAUCCAAGCAUAAAAGUAAAACUGGAACCAAAGAGUUCUCGAAAAUGUUUGUGCAAAAGUAUAACAUGCAUAAUAUAAAUCUGACAAAAAAGAUUCUUCUUCUGUACUGCAAAAAAUUGGAGUACUAUUUAUCGUGGAUUAAAAAUAGCCACCUUGGAAUGUGUACAUAAAUAAAUAUAAAUAAUAUAUUUGUGACAUAACGUAUUUAUUAUACUAGGCAUGCUUAGUAUAAUAAAUAGUUUGUGCAAGUAUUCAUAGGAACGAUCAAUUUGACAUGUUAAUAAAUAUAUUUUAAUAUUAUAAGUCAAAGAAUCGUAAUAAUUAUGCAUUUAUACAAAAUAAACAAUUAUUGUUUAAAAUUUACCAGUGGCGCCAUCCAAUAACAACACUGAGAAUUACUUUUAUUACAAACUUGAGUGUUUUUCCACUGAUGGCGCCACUAGUACCGCUCACAGAGCA